This is a messenger RNA of Alternaria viburni, 1608 nucleotides long. RefSeq lists its product as uncharacterized. The transcript has 2 exons. The record is from RefSeq and is a predicted model, not a curated record. Lineage: Eukaryota; Fungi; Ascomycota; Dothideomycetes; Pleosporales; Pleosporaceae. Bases 1 to 1608 code for a protein of 535 amino acids.
AUGAGCCAGACACCAACCACAAAUCUUGACGUGGAUCCGCCGUCGUCUCCACCCCAUACCGGGAUUCGCGCCUCUGCGGGAGACCUUCAAAAGGAGAUCACUGAGCCGGAAGGAUACAGCGCGACCGGUAGCUUCGUUGACGCUUUUAGCCACACCGAUAAUACCACUAGGAGUCCUACACGCUCAUCGCAUACGGCUAACAUCGGCCGCAAUCGUCCACUCCCGCGCUCUACACGCCGCCUCUCCGAUAUCCAAGACCUCGACGCCACAGAAACCGCUGGGCAAGAGAAGAUGGGGCCGAUUCAGAUGGACGACCACCAUGAUACAGUGGACGAAGAGGAAGACCUGGCGGAAUUGGAGACACUGAUAUUACCGCAGGAGAUGCAGUCGUCCCCUGGGCAGCUCAAGGCGUCUCCCACUUCAGAAUGGCAACCCAUCGACAAGUCUUCGUGGGACCCUGCCGGGUUUCCGACCAAGUCUGGAUGGCGGUCUAUCAACGACCCAGCGUUCGGCGAGAACCUCAGCCAGGAGAUACCCAUAGAUAAGCCCUCGUGGGAUACCACCGGUUUCCAGACAGACUCGGGAUGGCGGCCCAUCAACGAUCCAGACUUCGACGAAGACUUUCUCGAAGAGACGCCCACAGACGAGCCAUCAACGGCGCACGCAGGCGACAUACCCGACGAAGGCGAUGAAGACUCGGUGGCUGAUUUCCCAUCUGAUCCUGCUGACGAUGCGAAACCUUUGAGAGAGCCGGAGGAUACUGAUGAUGUACUGGACGAGAAGUACUUCAGGCACAACGGCUACCUGAACUACAUCAACAACGUCGAAGACGGGGAUGAAUCUGACUCUGCGACGGAGAACAAGAAGACAGGUGUUCAAACCAAACUCAAGACAACGAAGAAGAAGGAACUCAAAGUUGUCUUCGGCUCCUCGCCUGACAAGCCCGCGGGACCUGGAAAGUCUUUGCCAUCGCCAAAGAAGUCUACCAAGACAUCCGCCCAACCGCCGGCCACGGGAGACAAGUUGACGAAAGACACCGGUCGCGAUAACCUCAAGGUCGACGCUAAAGCUGAGCGAAGCUCCAGCCCUGCUUCCUCUUCAGAUGAAGCUAGCGGAUGGGAGGUGGUAGACGGCAACAUCGACGCCCCGCGGACGGGCAACAAGUCGGUCCACAAGCUCACGAUCAAGCUCCAUAACAACGUGACCGGUCCCGUCUCCGUGAUGGAGGCGUUCAACGCCUUUUUCGAGGGCAAGGUACUCAAAGACGCGAACGGUGCUGAUGCACCUUCCAGACCACAGCGCGACGUGUCAUCCAUCCGGGGAAAGCUCGAUGGCAGGGUUAGCAAGGUUGCCACAGAGAGGAAGAACAUGAGAGGACUUCUAGAAGGGAAGACAGGCGGUGUUUUGUUUGUUCCGAACGUGACAGAGGACGAGCUGAGGCAGUUUCAGGUGGAUGAGUCGGUUGCGGUUGACGACCCGACUGAGGUUGGUAAGAAUGCGGCUUUGGAUGCUGAGGGGAAGAAGAGCAGGCGACCGUCACCGAAGAGGAAGCGGGAUGAGAACGACGCGGGGGAUACGAUGGCGAAGAAGACGAAGCGAAUAAGUUGA